AUGGAUCAUGCAAAACGUCCCAGCUCUGGCUCUGAAGAAGAUGAUCGAUACAUGAUGAUCACAGAGGACAAGAAGCGAAAGAGAAUGAUCUCAAACCGCGAGUCUGCAAGGCGUUCACGGAUGAAAAGGCAGCAGCACAUGCAGGAUCUUAAUAACCAGAUCAUGUUCUACAAGAACAGAAGAACUGAGAUUAAUCAGAGCAUUAGUAAUUUCACAGAACAGUUCACAGCAAUUGAGAAUCAGAACAGGAUAAUGCGAGCACAGAAAGAAGAGCUGAGGAAAAGAUUAGAAGCAGCGGAACUUGUUACCAGCUAUUUAGAUGCAGCGAAGGGGUAUCCUGUGAAUACUGCUGAGGAACCCUGGUAUUAUAACCUGUGGCAGCCUUCACAGUCCAUGCCUAUCAUGACUUCUGCCGAGUUUUUCCAGUUCUGA
Messenger RNA from Daucus carota subsp. sativus, 432 nucleotides. RefSeq names its product bZIP transcription factor 53. NCBI's taxonomy places the organism in Eukaryota, Viridiplantae, Streptophyta, Magnoliopsida, Apiales, Apiaceae. Gene Ontology annotation, biological process: positive regulation of DNA-templated transcription. The transcript has a single exon. Bases 1 to 432 code for a protein of 143 amino acids. The record is from RefSeq and is a predicted model, not a curated record. Gene Ontology annotation, cellular component: nucleus. Gene Ontology annotation, molecular function: DNA-binding transcription factor activity; transcription cis-regulatory region binding.